AUGUCUUUUCAAAACAAAAACUUAUACGACUUAUUAGGUAACGAUAUUGAAGACGAAAAUGCCGCCCCAGCUUUACCACCAAAGGUAGUUACCAAGAAGGCCACUACUUCCAAGAAGGCUGAUGCUGCUCCAGCUUCUGCUGACCCAGCUAAGGCCAGAAAGAACAAGAAGGCUCCUACUGGUAACGAAGGUGCUUUAAGAUCUAAGGCUAACAACAAGGACGUUGAUGCCCCAGCAUCCACUCCAACCAAGCAUACCAAGAAGGCUUUCGAUCGUCAUUCUAGAACUGCUAAGGUUGACUCCCCAAAGAAAUUCAAGCAAGGUUGGGGUAACGACGAAACCAGACAAUACGAAGGUGAAGUCGAAGGUGCUCAAGAUGCUGAAGCUGAAUUAGAAGGUGAAGCUGCUGAAGAAGAAGCUGAACCAACUGUUCCUCAAAAGUCUUUACAAGAAUACUUAGCUGAACAACAAGCUAAACAACAAGAAUUAGAAGGUGCUAAGAAGCUCAGACAAGCUAACGAAGGUGCUGAAGAUAAGUGGACUGCCGAAGAAAAGAUUGAAAAGCAACAAGAAGCUUACUUUGCUUCUACUGCUGCCAAGAAGACUAAGGCUAAGGCUCACAAGGAAAAGGUCUUUUUAGAUGUUGAAGCUCACUUUGCUGAUGAACAACCAGCCUUCAACAGCAACAGAGGUGGUGCCAGAGGUGAAUCCAGAGGUGGUGCCAGAGGUGGAUCCAGAGGUGGAUUCAGAGGUUCCAGAGGUGGUGCUAGAGGUGGUUCCAGAGGUGGAAGAGGUGGUGCUAGAGGUGGUAGAGGUAAGGAAACUUCCCCAAAGCCAGCUUUAACUGAGCAAAACUUCCCAUCCUUAUAA
Hemisphaericaspora subhashii is the source of this 870-nucleotide messenger RNA. RefSeq lists its product as uncharacterized. The transcript is spliced from 2 exons. The record is from RefSeq and is a predicted model, not a curated record. NCBI's taxonomy places the organism in Eukaryota, Fungi, Ascomycota, Pichiomycetes, Serinales, Debaryomycetaceae. Bases 1 to 870 code for a protein of 289 amino acids. Gene Ontology annotation, molecular function: RNA binding. Gene Ontology annotation, cellular component: cytoplasm; nucleus.